GCUAAGAAAAUAAAAAUGUCUGUUGCGCAAAAUCAAGAUGGCGGAAAAUUUAAUGGAUUUUUCGCUUCCGAGCAAAAAUAUUUGCAAAAUCUUAAAAUUGAAGGUUAAACCGAAAGCCACAAUUACAAAAGGAUCUGUCAUUGCAACCUAUAUACUUCACACCAACAGGGAUGGUGACUAUGAUGACAACGAAACGCUUAAAUUCAAGUCGGAGCACUUCGGGACGGUCGAGGAGUUGCUUGUCAGCGAGGGAGAUGUUGUCCAUCCGGGGACCGCCAUUAUGAAGGUUGCUAGCUGUUCCCAUCCCACUGUCAUGAAGGACAUGUGUGCUGAAUGCGGAGCGGAUCUCAGAGAAGCACAAGGAUUGCCUGGACAGCGUCGCCAAGCAACCACAGCCUCUGUUGCCAUGGUUCACAGCAUUCCAGAGUUGCAAGUCAGCAAAGAGGAGGCGUAUGAGCUUGCCAAGUUGGACGAGCAGCGUCUGCUCAAGAACCGUAAACUGGUGCUAGUGGUUGAUCUGGACCAGACCAUCAUACACACCACAAUGGAUAAUGUUGCGCCAGACCUGCCUGGAGUAUGCCACUUCCAGCUGUGGGGUCAGGGUAGCCAACUUCCCUGGUACCACACCAAGAUGCGGCCAGGGUACCGGGCCUUCCUAGAGAAAGCCGCUACGCUCUACGAGCUGCACAUCUUCACCAUGGGAGCGCGGCUGUACGCCCACACCAUCGCCUCCUACCUGGACCCAGAAAAGAAGUACUUCUCUCACAGGAUACUGUCCAGGGAUGAGUGUUUUGAUCCCAACUCCAAGACUGCAAAUCUGAGGUCCAUUUUUCCUUGUGGGGACAACAUGGUGGUCAUCAUUGAUGAUCGAGAUGAUGUCUGGAACUACGCACCAAAUUUGAUUGUGGUCCCUCCCUACAAAUAUUUUGAAGGUACAGGCGACAUCAACGCCCCUCCUGGUGUACCAGGGAAGGACUUUAAGUCUCCAAUGGAUCCCAGAAAACAAACUGAGAAGGAGGUUGAGGAGUCGGCCAAGGAGUCCGAGGUUGAAGAGUCUGAUGCAGCACAGACGAAGGAUUCUUCAGAUGCGGAAAAACGAACUGUCAAAGAUGAUACUGUGUCCUCCUCAGUCGACAAAGAGAUUACCACAGGAGGGGAACCUACGCCAGAUGAACAAUCUAAAGAGGCAAUCGAGCCCAUGGACAAUAGUGAGCCCAAAAUUCAGAAGUCUAACGCGGACAGCACUCAGGAAAAUGGAGACCAGAAGUCAGGAGAGACUGUGAAGAAGCCAAUCGAAGAGGAAAGUAAUGACAGUGAUGAUUAUUUUCUCUACUUGGAAGACAUACUUGAGCGUAUCCAUAAGGAGUUUUACGAUGCCUAUGAUCACCUGCAGAAGAACCCUCAGCACGAGAACAAACCUUCCAUUCCAGAUUUAAAAAUAAUUUUGCUGGCCCUGAAGCAGAAAGUGCUGGCCGGUGUAAACCUUGUUUUCAGCGGAGUCUUCCCAACAAACAUGAACCCAGAGCAGAGCAAAGCUUGGAAAGUUGCCACGGCACUUGGAGCUCGCAUCAGCCCGAACAUCAUCUGCAGAGCGAAGGGAUCAUCGACCCCAAUCAAUGCAACCACACACCUCAUUGCAGCCAAAGCUGGCACAUCCAAGGUUCACACUGCACAGCGAGCCAAGAACAUCCACAUCGUCACGCCGGAUUGGCUCUGGUGUUGCUGGGAGAGGUGGCAGCAUGUGGAUGAACGUCUCUUCAAACUCUUUCCCGGGCACGUCCGCUUGGGCAUUGGCUCCAAAUCAAGCAGCCGUGCAAGCACACCGGGUACCAGCGAUAGCGAAACAGCCCGCCGACUGGCCCAAGACUCUCUCAAAAAAAAGAAGGCGGGGAAGUCCCGACCCCUUCCAGAUCGCGAGGAAGAUCAAAAGCGGAGGAAGCUCUCUCCCGACUCAAUGACAGAUGACCGAGGAAGUGAGGAGAUGGAAUCAGCUCCAGCAGGGAUCAAGACAAGGCAGCUAAGUCUAUCUGCGGAAUACAACCCAGUGUACAGUUUCUCCUCAGAGGAGCUGGAAAGCAUGGACAAAGAAGUGGAAGGUAUCUUCGAUGAGAGCAGCAGCAGCAGUAGCAGCAGCUUGGCAGAAGACGUCCGAAGCAACCAGGAGAGUCUUGGCAGCAUCACCCAGGCAGUCUCAACCUCCAGCGAUGACAGUCUCACUGCCGAGAACCCCAAAGGUUGGACCAAGAAGCCCAGGAGGCCAGACAGAGACAGCGACUCAGUGCAAGACUCACUGGAUAGUAGCUCGAGCGCUGGGCUGAGUGACUCGGAACCCAGCAGCAGCAACGAGGACAGGAUGGCAGCCGAGAUUGAUGACCUACUGACAUACAGUAAGAGUUGAAGCCUCAUGGAUACACACCGACACAAUACUGAUGCUGCAAUAUUUUCACUGUCAAUAGUCCUCAAACAGAAAUCUGAAAUCACCACUGCUUGGUAAUGCAAUUUAUUCAAUCUUGCAUAUCAAUGCAGAUUAAGCCCCGCCCCAAGAUCUCUUUUGACCAAUCACAACGUUAUUAAUGCCAGAUAGGUAUGACGCGCGGCUGGAACAUGCAGUGCACCAUUGGAGAUGUGCACGUGUUGGUGCCCAUGUGCGCAGCAGGGAGGGGUCAAUGAAUCGGUCUAUUGCAGUUUAAAAAGGGAUGUGAUGCUGGAAUUCCAAAAAGGAGCAUUAGACUAGCUGUUGGGUUCGAGACAUUUCAUAUCUUGGUCAGAAAGAGAGGACCUGCAGCAGUAUAUUCCCAAAUGUUGUUUUUCUGUAAAUAUGUAUGUUUUCAAGUGAUGUACAGAAGUGCUUGUUUGUGUGUGUGUAAAUUACCGUCAACUGAUAUGAAAGUAGUAUUGCAAUGAUGUCGUUGGUGCGAUGCAAGGGGAUAUUGUGUAGCAAGGGGAGUACUUGCUGCCCCCCCCCCCUCCCAAAAAAGGGGGAAUUGAAUGAAAUCGGCGCAAGCAAAUGUUAGAGCAGCUUUAGGAACAACCACAAAUCUACUAUGAAAAAAUCAACUCAAAUAUUGAAUGUAGUCCUUUUUAUGACAAAAAGUUACCAUGAUCUAUCAAAUGAUGUUUCAAUUUAACCCCCAAACCCCAUGAAAUUUGGAUCAUUUAUUGAUACAUAGUAGGAUGUGCAUUUAACUGGUGAAUUCUACAAAGGUGGCGAUUCGUAUAUAUUUUCAUUUGUUCUGUCCACCUCUCUGGAACUCCCUACCUGAAUCUUGUUCCCCUUCUUCCCACAAUCUUUCACAAUUCAAAAGUGCACAGAUAUCUCCUGUCACUAUGACUUUUUUGCAUUUUUGUUCUUACUAGUUUGUAGCCCACACCUUGAAUGGUUCAGGGCCUUGUGUUUGGGUGAUAGCCCCCCACCCCCACCCCGCCCCUCCAAAAAAGAAGAAAAUCUAAAGGAACAGAAUAUGGUAAUGGAUAUGAGACAUGUCAGUGAGGCAACAGAAGAAUGUUACUCUGUUUGGAAAGAAUGUUGCAUCCUGAUGCCACUUUUUUCAUCAUAUAGUAUCUCAAUGAAGGUCAUUCAUUGCAAAAAUGUUGAAAAGAUAUGAAUCUGGGACUGAGAAACAUUUCCAAUUUUGUUAGGAUAUACUUUAAUAAUGCACUCGACUCUCCAUAGACUUUGUACACAACUAAAGAAGUGGCGUCUGGAUACAACUUUCUUUCCAUCUUUUUUUCCUCUCAAACUCACAUACAUGGUUUUUAUGUGGGCUGAGGUAUCAGACCUAUUUGGACCUGUAUGUGGAUGGCCAUUGCCACUCUUUGUUCAGUUUUGUAUAUUUAAUACUUAAAAUAUUUUGUGUAAAAUUCAGGGUAUUACAAUGAUUUUAUUCACUAUUGUUCACUGACCUCUCUAAAAAAAUAAUUGAAUUGAAAAAAGUCUCAUUCUUAUUUUCGGAAGUGACUUUGCCUUUAUUUUCAAAUAAAAAAUCGAGUGAGUUAUA
Patiria miniata (bat star) is the source of this 3998-nucleotide messenger RNA. RefSeq names its product RNA polymerase II subunit A C-terminal domain phosphatase-like (gene ctdp1). Gene Ontology annotation, cellular component: nucleus. Gene Ontology annotation, molecular function: RNA polymerase II CTD heptapeptide repeat phosphatase activity. The record is from RefSeq and is a predicted model, not a curated record. Lineage: Eukaryota; Metazoa; Echinodermata; Asteroidea; Valvatida; Asterinidae.